AGAUCAUCCACGAUAACCACAACCAUGACCACAUCACCUCGAUCCCACCGGGAUUUUGCAUCACCAGCCAGCGCAAGCAUGAUAGAUACCAGAGGAUCAGUAUCAACUCCACGCGCACAGCCCGGCGAGCGACGGGAAUCCCUCGAACUGCGGGAACUGCAAACCCGUGAAGAUGAGGAGCAACUGGGGUACUCGUCACCAUCUGCCUCGUCCGGGGAGGACUACCGCGUCACUACCAGGAGACGAUCUACUCAGUCGACGACCGUGCGACGCGCAUCAGAUGCAUGCAAAGGUAAAGGCAAAGGCAAAGAAGGUACAUGGAAAUCGAAUCGGAUUGCUCAGUUUUGGACUCAACAUGUUACUUUGACGGUGCCGCAACGGAGCAAUCGGGAUCAUUUUGCUCUCGAAAGAACCCUCCUCGCCUACAUCCGCACCUCAGUCGUAAUCGCCAUGCAAGGCGUCCUAAUCGCCCAACUCUUCCGCCUCCAACAACCCGGCGACCGCCUCAAAUUCUACGUCGCGGGGAAACCACUCGCAGUGACAUGUCACUGUGUCGCGAUUCUAGUCGCGUUAAUCGGCGCGUAUCGAUUCUGGAGGCAGCAGGGUGCGAUUUCGCUGGGGAAGGUUCAUGCUGGGGGGUGGGAGUUGAAUGCUGUGGGGAUUUUAAUUUGUGCAAUAUUUCUGGUUACGUUGGUUCUGUCGGUUGCGAUUAUUGUUGAGACGGAGUUGGAUUCGUCGGUGUUG
Molecule: messenger RNA, 744 nt
Organism: Penicillium subrubescens
Lineage: Eukaryota; Fungi; Ascomycota; Eurotiomycetes; Eurotiales; Aspergillaceae
Product: DUF202 domain-containing protein
Exons: 3
Source: RefSeq, a predicted model, not a curated record